Molecule: messenger RNA, 999 nt
Organism: Dacryopinax primogenitus
Lineage: Eukaryota; Fungi; Basidiomycota; Dacrymycetes; Dacrymycetales; Dacrymycetaceae
Product: daunorubicin C-13 ketoreductase
Exons: 5
Coding region: 1-999 (332 amino acids)
Source: RefSeq, a predicted model, not a curated record
AUGUUUGGUCGUCGCUGGAACCCUGUUACGGAUAUCCCCGAUCUCACUGGUCGAGUGGCAAUCGUAACUGGCGCCAACAUUGGACUAGGUUAUCAGACCGCUCUCCAGCUGGCAAACCAUGGUGCGACGGUGUAUCUAACGACACGUUCGGAAGCCAAGGCUCUGGACACCAUCAAACGGCUGGAGGAAGCCAAUCCGUCUCUCACGGAUUCAGGAAGACUUCGAUGGCUCGAGCUCGAUUUGACCUUGGUUCAUAAUGCGAAAGCCGCUGCCGAGGAGUUCUUGAAAAAAGAAGCACGUCUGGAUAUCCUCGUGAAUAAUGCUGGACAAAUGGCAGCAGACUUCGAAGUCACCGCCGAAGGACUCUCACAUAUCAUGGCUUCUGAUCACGUCUCACCAUUUGCGUUUACGACUGCUCUCUUGCCCUUGUUGGAGAAGACUGCCCGUUUGCCCGAUGCAGAUGUACGAGUCGUCACGAUAUCCUCAAUACAACACUCUUAUGCUCCAACCUCCACCAAGUUCGUCACUCCAGCGGACUUCCGAGAUAUGUGUGGCCCAGAAGAGAGCGUAAAUAGCAGCAUUUUGCAACAGACCGCGCGGUAUGGCCAAGCGAAACUCGCUAACAUUCUCUUUGCCCGUGAGCUUCAAAGACGAUGGGAUGCUGCAGGCAUCCCCGGCAUUUCUAUAUCGCUCCAUCCCGGGGUUGUCCAUACGGCGGGCGCGGAGCGCGUCGCACGCUCCUUUGGUGCUGGAAUCCUCUGGCCUCUCGUAACAUUGUUUAUCAUGACUCCCCCGCAGGGUGCCAUCACCCAGCUGUUCGCAGCGACGAGCCCGGAUGUGCGUCAAAAUGUGGAAAAGUACAAGGGGCAGUACUUGGUGCCGUACGGAUCCGUAGCCACUCCAAGUGCAAUGGCUAGAAGGGAGGGAUUGGCGGAGGAGCUUUGGAAUUUGUCGGAGAAGGUGGUGCAGGAAAUCCUGGAAAAAGGGAAGAUCGACUGA